This is a messenger RNA of Diaporthe batatas, 1506 nucleotides long. RefSeq lists its product as uncharacterized. The transcript is spliced from 3 exons. NCBI's taxonomy places the organism in Eukaryota, Fungi, Ascomycota, Sordariomycetes, Diaporthales, Diaporthaceae. Gene Ontology annotation, molecular function: oxidoreductase activity, acting on the CH-OH group of donors, NAD or NADP as acceptor. The record is from RefSeq and is a predicted model, not a curated record. The coding region runs from base 211 to 1008 and encodes 265 amino acids.
CCCAGCCCUGCCAGCCCGGGUUGGAGCUUCAUCCUACCGCGCCGCCUGCCUGUCCGCGGGGCCGAGGCUGCCAUAGCGCCCAGCGCCCUGGCGCGGUACGGGGGUGGGUAGCUCUAUACGGAGUAGUGCAUUUUACGCCAUCAAAGCCCUCCCUCCGGCUGCAGCAGCCUCAACCAAGGCCACACGAUAUACUGACACUGCACCACUCCCAUGAUCUCGCUUGUAGGCAAGACCGUCCUCGUCACCGGCGGAAGCAGGGGCAUCGGCCUGGCCAUAGCCCACCGCCUGGCCGACGAGGGCGCCUCAUGCCUGCUGGUAGCCCGCAACGCCGACGCCCUCAACACCGCGUGCUCCGACCUGCCACCGCCCUAUUCCAAAGGCGCAGCGGAACCCCGGCCCCACGCCUUUUUCGCGGGUGAGGCUGGCGAGCCAGCAACCUGGGACUCCAUAGGCCGUCAGCUCUCCGCCGAGGGGGCUGAGGUGGACGUCCUCGUCAACGCGGCUGGCGUCUCGCAGAACUCGCUGCUCGCCCGCACCAGCCCCCACGACAUUGCCGCCAUCCUCGACACCAACCUGCGCGCUGCCGUGCUCGCCUCCAGGCUUGUCAGCAGGCAGAUGAUGCGCAGGGCCGCCGACGCCCGCCGCGACUGCAGCAUCAUCAACGUCUCGAGCGUCAUGGCCUUCAGGGGCGGCACCGGCGCCUCCGUCUAUGCCGCGAGCAAGGCCGGUCUCCUCGGCCUCACGUCCGCCCUCUCCCAGGAGCUGGGCCGUUUCCAAAUCAGGGUCAACGCCCUCGUCCCAGGUUACAUUCAGACUCAGAUGAUUGACAACCUCAAUGAAACCAAGCUCAGCAGCCAGAUCCCACUCGGGAGGAUAGGCACGACCGAUGAGGUCGCAGACGCCGCUUUUUUCUUGGCCACCAAUUCGUAUGCCAACAACUGCAUCCUCAACAUCGAUGGUGGGUUGGGUGCGGCCGAUCAGGGUCUCGUAAGUCGUGGAAGCCCCUGAGCCAUGCUUCUUGUCAGCAUCGAGCGUGCUGUCCAGCUCCUCAAGGGGCGCGUCGCAGAGAGGCAGCAUUCAGUCGUCGUCGAUCAUGAUGGCACCAUUGCCACUGUCGUCGUCAACAAGAACCGCGUCGCCGCCCUUGGCACUCGAUUCGCCAGUCUUCCUAGCCUUCUUUGGACCGGGUUCUUCCAACUCGUCCUCAUGCUCCCGCUUGUUCUUUCGGCUGCUGUCAUCCGGCUCAUGCUUCCCGUUCGAAGACGGCGCAGCUAUGGACGCAUCUGCAGGCUCCUUCUUUGGCUUUUUGGGUAUCUCAGGCUUGUCGUCUGAGACGGCCUUUACUGGCUUUUCAGGCCGUUCUCCCUUGCUGUGAAUCUGUCAGUCACCCGAACACUGCAUUCCGACACGAGGAACCUACGCUUCUUGGAUGUUGAGAACCAGAUUGACGAAAGGCUCGGCGUCAUCCUCAUCAGUGACAGUCAGGAAUGUGUCGGGUUUGAUUCC